Molecule: messenger RNA, 589 nt
Organism: Styela clava
Lineage: Eukaryota; Metazoa; Chordata; Ascidiacea; Stolidobranchia; Styelidae
Source: RefSeq, a predicted model, not a curated record
AUGGGGAAUUCCUCACUCAUCUGUUGGUCUUAUGAUCCUAAUCUCUCAAACAACGUCUUAAAUCUGGUUGAACAACGAAAUACAGAAUUAGACACACUUGCUGCGAAGACAGAACAGCUUGAAGAAUUUGCUCAUGAAUUUGCUACGUGUACCCAAAAAGUAAGGUUGAAACAACAAGCACGCGUAAGAUGCUGUGGAAUAGGAAGUAAAUGGAAGGUCUGCUGGUACAUAUGCGCUUGUCAACGAAAAAUAAAAAGGCAGAAAGGAAAACAACAAAAAAAUGGAAAAGCAAUCUCGACGACAGAGGAGCUUCUGGAGGACUAUGAUUACUAUAGACCGGCGAACCCUGGAAGUUCUGGAACAAAACCAGAAAACGAAUUGGCGUCACAAUACACUGAUGAAGAAACCAGAAUGAAAGCCGCAGAGUUGUUGCAAUUAGACACAUAAUAACAACUUUCAUUAAUGAUCUAACUCAGACAUGGCCCGCGGGCAUAAAUCCGACCCGUUGGGUAAAUCAAUCUGGCCCGCCUGAUGCUGCCACAACAAAACUAAAAUCCAAUUUUGAUGUUUUAGCUAAAAAUAGCUCAAG